CACGCGCCCCCCCGGAGAGCGCUCGUGGAAAUGGAUAAACUUGAUUCCCGUCCGAAACUGGCUAGGGUUAAGAACGUGUUGGGGCGCACUGGUUCGCGAGGUACAGUAACCCAGGUCCGCGUUGAGUUCUUGGACGAUGUAAAUCGUUCAAUUAUUCGCAACGUUAAGGGGCCAGUGCGUGAAGGAGACAUCCUUGUAUUGCUUGAGUCCGAGCGUGAGGCACGUCGUCUUCGGUAAACGGUUUGGGAUUUUGCAAUAAAAGUCACGAAAGGGA
This is a messenger RNA of Guillardia theta CCMP2712, 274 nucleotides long. It is a transcript of the gene RPS28e, whose product is annotated as small subunit ribosomal protein S28e, cytoplasmic. The transcript has 3 exons. The record is from RefSeq and is a predicted model, not a curated record. Gene Ontology annotation, biological process: translation; maturation of SSU-rRNA; ribosomal small subunit assembly. Lineage: Eukaryota; Cryptophyceae; Pyrenomonadales; Geminigeraceae. Gene Ontology annotation, molecular function: structural constituent of ribosome. Bases 31 to 237 code for a protein of 68 amino acids. Gene Ontology annotation, cellular component: ribosome; cytosolic small ribosomal subunit.